Argiope bruennichi is the source of this 2082-nucleotide messenger RNA. RefSeq names its product cytochrome P450 4c3-like. The transcript has 11 exons. The record is from RefSeq and is a predicted model, not a curated record. Lineage: Eukaryota; Metazoa; Arthropoda; Arachnida; Araneae; Araneidae. Gene Ontology annotation, molecular function: heme binding; monooxygenase activity; oxidoreductase activity, acting on paired donors, with incorporation or reduction of molecular oxygen. Bases 287 to 1933 code for a protein of 548 amino acids.
AAUCCAAUCAGAAGAUCGCCUGCUUAUGAAAGUGAACAAUGUGAGCAAACAAAGCCCAGAAACCUCAGUAUCACUUUCUCUAGCAUUGAACUUGCCUUACCUAUAACCUGAGGGCCGAGUGAAAGGUAGAAAAAGAAAAUUCAAUCCUCCAUCUCGUUGACCUACAUUCACACAUCCCAUUACAACUGACCCUCUUAUUCAUUAAAACUUUUCGGAAGUCCACGGAAAAACUCAUUUACCGGAAACCCUUCGAAGGUGCAGUGACUGGAUCAUUUGUUUUGGCGCUAUGGAUCCCAUACUUGCUAUGAUCGGAAAUAGCUCGGAAAUGCUGGUGACCAAGACGCCUAACUGGAAAAGACUGAUGUUGGAUCAGAAUUGGAAAUAUAUGAGUGUUUAUUUUAUUUGGAUUUUCUUCCUGUUUUUCAUGGUUUGGCCAGCUGUCAAAGCACUCUUAGAAAGAAAGAAGAAGAAUGAUAUGUUGUGGAAAUUACCAGGCUGCAAUGCCAAUACCUUAUUUUUGUAUUUCGCUAUUGCAAAGUCUAUAGUGCUUAGGAAUCAAAUCAAGAGUAAUAUUUUGACCUUCCAGAUUUUGUGCGGAGCUACACUUCUCCAUGGCAAAGAAAAGUUAUGGAGAUUGUGGAUUGGGAGCAAGCCUUGGGUCAUUCUUCAUAAACCAGAAGCUAUUGAAGUCAUUUUAAAUAGUAACACUAUUCUAAAAAAGACUUUCAUGUACGACUUCCUCAAUUAUUGGUUUAAAGAAGGUCUGAUUACAAGUUCUGGAUCCAAAUGGCGCAUGAGAAGGAAGUUAUUGACUCCAGCUUUUCACUUCCGAAUCUUAUCCGACUUCCAGCCGGUCCUUGAUGAGCAAUCUCGAGUACUAGUGAAAGUACUUGAAGAAAAAGAAGGCGAAAUAGUGGAUAUUGUCCAUCCAGUCACUCUUUGCACCUUGGAUAUUAUCUGUGAAACCGCUAUGGGUAUAAAAAUUGAAGCUCAAAGAAAAAAUACCAAAUAUGUCGAAGCUCUUAAGCAGGCCUCUUCUCAAUUCUCUGAUCGUAUCAUUAAGCCUUGGGUUUGGUCUGACUUCACGUAUUACUUGACUGAGGAGGGACGCAAGUACAAAAAGAAUGUAUCUAUUAUGCUCCAGUUCACUUCAGCUGUUAUCCGUGAACGGAAGAAGGAAAUGCUCUUGAAACCGAAAGAGGAGUCGAAUCCCUUUCAAGAAGAUGAUGACGUCAACACAAAGAAGAGGAAAGCGUUUCUCGACCUGCUGCUUGACCUGCACAUCAAGGACAAUAUCCUGAGCGAAAGGGACAUCAGGGAAGAGGUGGACACCUUCAUGUUCGCCGGUCAUGACACCACCGCCAUGGGUAUCAGCUGGGCACUGUAUAAUAUCGGUUUGCGUCUUGAUAUUCAAGAAAAUAUUCACAAUGAGCUGGACAGAAUAUUUGGAGACGACCAAGAGCGACCAAUCAAAAUGGAAGACGUCAGAGAAAUGAAAUACCUUGAUUGUGUCAUAAAGGAAAGUCAACGGUUAUAUCCUUCUUUGCCUGUAAUUGGUAGAGAAUUAGAAGAAGAUGUUAUGAUAGAUGGCUACAUGGUACCUGCUGGAACGACUUGUAUGCUAGCAACAUUCAUGCUGCAUAGAAAUCCAGAAGUAUUCCCAAAUCCAGAAGUUUUCGAUCCAGAACGUUUCCUGCCAGAAAACUGUGCUGGAAGGCAUCCUUUUGCAUACGUGCCAUUCUCAGCUGGCCCUAGAAAUUGCAUCGGUCAGCGCUUCGCCAUGUUAGAAGAAAAGACAGUCGUGGCUAACAUCUUAAGAAAGUUCAGAAUUGAAUCCCUUGAUCCAAGAGACAAGCUUCGUCUCUCAUCAGAAAUGGUUCUCAGAAACGAUGGGCCUCUGAGGAUUAGAGUACACAGAAGACACAUAUCAUGAAGAUAACAAUUUAUGAUCGUACUUUUUCUUUUGUACAGUUCAGUUUCAGAGCAAUAGGAACUCAAAAAUUGGUACCUCGAGGAACAACCGAUUUCGUAAAGUGCAUCUAUUUCCUCCAAAUAUUUUUCACCUCUGGACAUUUGUAUAGU